AUGUUAUAUAAAACACAGCUUUGCUCUUUUUACGCAAAAGGAAUUUGCGCUCGUGGUAACAAAUGUAGUUGGGCUCAUGGCGAGUUAGAUGUUAGACCGAUGCCUAAAUUUUACAAAACUCGAAUGUGCUAUACAUUUUUAUCGGGAAGUUAUUGUGAAGCAUCUAAAUGUACAUUUGCUCAUACAGAAGAAGAAUUAAGAGGUUCUGGAAAAGCCCUGAGAUUGUGUACAAAAUAUUUUUUAGAUGGCUAUUGUAGUAAGGCAGAUAAAUGCCCUAUGGCACAUAGCAUAAAUCAGUUGGACCCAUCUGUAAAAUUUUCGUCAACAGAACUUAUGAGUAGAGUAUAUAAUAAUGAAGAUCUUGAAAACUAUAAAAAUAGAAUGGAUAUAAAUAAUAACGAAAAUAAGCAAACAGAUGAAGUAAAAGGUAAUCAUGAGGAUUAUAAUGAUAAUAUGAAUAAUGGUGACAAUGAAAAGGAUAAUAAUGAAAAUAAUUCUAAAAAUAAUAACGGCAAUAAAAAUGGACAAAGAGAUAAUAGUAGAAAUAACAAGAUUAAUAAAAACAAUCAAAAUAACGAAUAUGAAUUGCGUAAAGGUUUAGGAGAUAGUGAAGAUGAUGGGAAUAAAGAAAAAGAUAAAUAUAAUAUGAAUCGUUUUCGUAAUAAUGAAAAUAUGAAGGACUCAAAAAAAUCUCCUUUUAACUUUUAUCGGAAUAAUGAGAGAAAAACAUACAAAGAAUAUUUGCUUGAUACAAAUCAGGUGAAUGGCUGCAUUGGAAACAUAGAUAAAGAUGAAGACAUAUUGUAUAACGACCUUUUGAUGAAUGGGGAUUAUAUGAGAAGAAAAAAUUCCACAAAAGAAAAUUUGAUAAACAAUAAAUUUGAGAACAUAACAUCGAAUGGAUAUCAUUAUAAUUACGAUGGAAUAAUGGAUGAAAGAGAAAUUUCAAAUGGGAAAAUAUACAAAUAUAAGAAUGUAAAUAAUGGAGAAAAUACAGAUAUUUUUAGCAAUAAUUAUGGAAAUAUGAAAAAUUAUAAUAUGGGAAAUAAAACAAUGUUACUAAAUGAAUAUUAUAAAAAUAAUUUUGCAUUAGAACAUAAUACACAAAAUGAUGAAAAUAGUAGAGGAAAUAAUAAUAGUAAUAUGAAUGGUGUAUAUGAGGAUAUUAAUAAUUUUGAUAGGAUGUCUAUUUUACGAAAAAUGGAUAAACAAAGUUUAUUAUUAAAUAUGAAUUAUGAUAUAAACUUUAAUUCACCAAAAAAUGGUUAUAAUGAUAAGAAUGAGAUAAAUAUGAAUGAUUCAAAAAAUUGUUCAAAUUAUUUUAAUGAAAAUGGGAUACAUAAAAGAAAAGAAAACGACGAAAAUGUUGAGAAUAUAGAAAAUUUCAAAAAUAUGGCGAUGGGAUAUAAUUAUAAAAAUAGAUCUAGAACAGACCGAUAUGGUAAUAAUAUGACAAGCCUUAAUUUAAUGAACAAAAUAAAUGAUUCCGUUGAUGUUUCUGAUAUGAAUAAAGUUGGGCUUGAUGAAAAAAAUGAAAAGAAUAUAAAUGAAAUGCAUCAAAUGAACAUGAAUUUAGAAAACUUGAUAUAUAAUAUGAACAACAUAAAUUUAUGUGAUGGAAAUAAAAAUGAAAAGGAAUCUAAAAAUAGAAUUUUAAUGCAAGCAUUUAUGAAAUCAAGUAAUGAUAAUAGUAGUAUCAAAAUUCCAUCUGAAAAAAAUGUUCAAAAUGGAAAUGAAGAAAUAAAACGAAAUGAUGAAAAUAAAAUAAAUCAUGAAUCUUUUGAAUAUUAUACAAAUAAUGUUGAUUAUCAAUUUAAAAAAAUUAUUAUGGAUAAUGAAUUUUUAUUAGACAAUAAUAAUGGAAGUAAUGGAACUAACAAAUAUAAUGAAUUUAAUGACCAGUUUAUAAUUCCUAAAAGUUCAAACAAUAAUAAUAAUAAUAAUAAUGAACAUAUCAUGAGCAACUAUACAGUAUUGAGUUCAAAUGAUUUAUGUAAUAGUAUGAAUUCGAUGACAAAUUUUAGUAAUGUAAAUAGUAUUAGCAAUGUAAAUAGCAUUAGCAAUGUGAAUAGUAUUAGCAAUAUGAGUAAUGGUUAUUGUAAUGUAGAUGAUAUAGGUAAGAAAGGAAAUAUGAAUGGAGUUAAAGUAAAUUAUUAUAAUAAUUAUGAUAAUUAUAAAAAGAAUGGAAUUAAUAAUAUGAACAAUGGAAUAAUAAAAGAUAAUGGUAAUUGUAAUGUAGAAUAUGAAAAUAGAAAAACGAAUUCGAGUGCCAAAUUAAAUGAUUUAAAAGAUAUACGAAAUGAUGAAAUAAAUAAUUUUAUUAAUGAAGCUGUAAUGGAUAAAAGUUAUAUAGAAAAAGAAAUAAUUUCUUCAAGUGAAAAAGUUGGACAAGGAGGAGAAAGAUUUGAUGAAGGUUACAGUUCAUUAUCAUCUGAUAUAUCUUCUUCUAAUGAUUAUGAUUUAAAAAAAGGAAAUAAAAAAAUGAAAAAAAAUAUGAUUUUAAAUAAAAAAGGAAAUAACAUAAAGAAAGAUAUAUUAAAUGAAGAACAUGAAAUAAAUGAAAAUUUAUCUGAUGAAAGUACUAUAUUAUUAAAUGGGAAAGGAAAUGAUAAAAUGAAUGAAAAUCGCAUGAACAGUCAUCAUGAUAUGAGAAAUAAUGACAAUAUUUUAAACAUUUCAGAAUAUAAAUGGAAUAUGUGCAUGUUUAAUGAAAACAAUGGAAAUUGUAUGAACAGAAAUAACAAUAAUAAUAAUAAUAGUCGAAAUUAUGACUAUAUAAAAAACAAGUUUGGUAAUAUAAAUGAGAAUAGUAUGAAAUAUGAAGAUAUUAACAAAUUUUUAUUAGGAAAUAAUAACAAUGUUUCGAGCUAUGAUUUUGAAAAAAUAUUUUCAAAUAAAAAAAAAAUCGGAGAAAAUAUGAACAGUCAGGUGGAAACUGACACAAACAGCAUGAACGAUUUAAUAGAUUACCAAAAUAGAAGAAAUAUUAUGAACAAAAAUAAAAAUGGAUAUAAUGAAAAUGGAAAUUUAUUAAGUAUUUUCCAAAAUGGUUAUGGCAAUAUUAAUACUAAUAAUAUUAGUGAGUCAAAUAGAGAAAUAAAAAAUAGCAAUAUGAUUAGUAGUGUAAAUAAUAAUAUGAACGGACAGGUAUUUAGCUAUAAUUAUUUUAACAAAAAUAAUAUGAACAAUGUUAAAAAUGGUUGUGUUAAUAAUAAAGACAAUGAUGAUAUAAUUAAUAAUAAUCAUUUUUUUACAAAUGUAGAAAAUAAUAUAACAAAUGGUAUGUUAAAUGACUCAUUAAAUGGUGCUGAUCAAAAUUAUUAUAUAAAUGAACAUAAAAAAAAUGAUUUAUCUCAGAUUUCUAAAAAUAGCUAUUCCAAUUAUUUUUUAGAUAGUAGUGAAAAUAAUUCAAGUAUGGCUAAUUUAAAUUUUUAUGAAAUGGCAUAUAAGACUAAUGGCGGUUUUUCAAAUUAUGGACAUGGUAAUAAUAACGUAAAUAACGUAAAUAACGUAAAUAACGGAAAUAGCGUAAAUAGCGUAAAUAAUGAACAUACCAAAAUCGAUAUAUUAAGUACAAAAAAAAAUAGCCAAUCUACUAACAUUGAUGAUAAUAAUGAUAAUUUAUCUUUAAAUAAUAAGAAUGGAAAAAAUGUUUUAAAUAAUUGCACACCCCUUACUUACAAUUUCAACGGAUUGUAUGAAUGUCUCAACAAAAAUGAUAAAAUUAAAACAACCGAAUAA
This is a messenger RNA of Plasmodium yoelii, 3741 nucleotides long. Its product is annotated as zinc finger protein, putative. The record is from RefSeq and is a predicted model, not a curated record. Lineage: Eukaryota; Apicomplexa; Aconoidasida; Haemosporida; Plasmodiidae. The transcript has 5 exons. Gene Ontology annotation, molecular function: metal ion binding; mRNA binding. Bases 1 to 3741 code for a protein of 1246 amino acids.